This is a messenger RNA of Brugia malayi, 672 nucleotides long. RefSeq lists its product as uncharacterized. Bases 1 to 672 code for a protein of 223 amino acids. NCBI's taxonomy places the organism in Eukaryota, Metazoa, Nematoda, Chromadorea, Rhabditida, Onchocercidae. Gene Ontology annotation, molecular function: ice binding. The record is from RefSeq and is a predicted model, not a curated record. The transcript is spliced from 5 exons.
AUGCCACAAGCUGAUGCCCUACGAACUGAGCCACACCCACUCGGAUUAUUCAAGGAGCCUUUGCUGGCUGUACUGUGUUGUUCCCCUGAUAAAACAGUUGCAGAAGCAAUUUCAUUAUUGAAAAAUCUUUUGGUAUUCCUGUGGUUGAUCAAUGCAAAGCGGUUCAGAGUUGCCGCUGCAAUUGGUACUGGUAAAAAGGAUGGUAUAGAAAGAUGUGAAACUAUGGUCAGAGAAGAGAUUGACGUAAUUGAUGUUGAUGCAGGUGUUGAUGCAAUGAAGAUUAGAAUGGAACCUAGAUCAACAUGCACAACAAGUAGUGGGUCAGCAGCAGCAGCAGCAGCAGCAGCAGCAGCAGCAGCAGCAGCAGCAGCAGCAGCAGCAGCAGCAGCAGCAGCAGCAGCAGCAGCAGCAGCAGCAGUACUGAUGAUCUCUAUGUCAUCAGCAAGUGUUGCUAUGAAGCGGUUCAGAGUUGCCGCUGCAAUUGGUACUGGUAAAAAGGAUGGUAUAGAAAGAUGUGAAACUAUGGUCAGAGAAGAGAUUGACGUAAUUGAUGUUGAUGCAGGUGUUGAUGCAAUGAAGAUUAGAAUGGAACCUAGAUCAACAUGCACAACAAGUAGUGGGUGUAAGUGUGUCACAAUUUUCUGUAAUUCAAAACGUUACAAAAACAUGUAA